AUGCACGAUAUUAAACUCAUCGUCAACGAUAAAGAUCAUUUUAAAGUUCAUCGAGCAGUUCUUGCAGCAGGCUCGGAUUACUUCAAAGCCAUGUUUCAAAGUGAAAUGACUGAGUCAACGUCCAGUGUUGUUUCUUUGAAACUCGAUGAUCCACAAGGUUUUCCAUCGAUGUUGAAGUUUCUCUACACUGGCACGAUAGCAACAUCAACGUUAAGUUUCGGACAGAUAGAGUCGUUAUUGAGACUGGCUGAUAUGUAUCAGAUUCCAACGUUACUCAGAGCACUGCUAAAUCUGAUAACAACAACUAUUGAUGCAAAUAACUGUUUACGUCUACUAUUCACGCAGCUGUUUCUCGGCGAUUGUUGGAUAACGUUACGUAAGGAAUGCAUCAAAACGGCCGCGAUCAACUCUCUCUAUGUAUGCCAUCAGCCAGAAUUUUUAAAAAUUCCUUUCGACGUUCUAUCAGAUAUUCUCGAUCAUUCAGAUGUUUUAGUGCCCAAUCAAAGCAUGCUCUAUUCAGCUUUGCACCGUUGGUCAAUAAAGUCGUUGCAGAAUGACAGUGAUAACGAAAUAUCAAAGUACAUGAUACCUGAACUUUAUGCAGAUGCCAUCACAAAAUGUAACAAUGUUUAUAAGAAUCCAUCGGCAAUCAUCUGCUAUUUAGCGGACGGUAGUGAACAGUACACAACAAUGACAAUAAACGCAACCAACUCGUUGUUGAAGGUGACACCGCACAUAAUGAUCGGUAUCCUGGUGAUGGAUGACGAUACGAAAAUAGUGAUGAUGAAUAAUAUCGAUCGAAAGUAUCAUUAUCGAGUCAUAUGUAAACGAACGUCUAAAUCACCGCUCAUCAAAGACUGGAAUCCAACGCAAUAUAAACUUGAUAUUAUCAAAUUUUCACAUGAUGGUUUUCAAGAGGUGUACUGGAUGGAUUCGGACACAAUUGUCUACAAAGAUAUGACAUCAAGCUUGUAUGCUUUUCGCUUGUCUACUCAACUGUUCUAUUUCAUUCUCGAUCAUGUCAUGUACGACAAUUGUUUCAUGAGCAAAUGGCAUGAACAACAUCGAGACACAUUUAUUCCGCAGGCUUGUUUCAUGGGUUUUAAAUCGAGUUCAAUGACAUUGUUCUUCUCGUUGUGGAAGCAAGCAUGGGAUACAUGGACUCAACCUCAAGCAUUUUCAAGCUACAAAGAUCCAAAUCCAACAUUUCCUGGAUCAGCAUUUUGCAUCGAACAAUAUGCUCUCGGUAAUGCCGUCCACAAUUUUAUAGUGGAAAAAUCAUCAGCAAUAAAUGAGAGUCUGAUAUCAAGGCAUAUUUAUACAAUUGAACGAAAUCUGAUCGCACUCGAUGUGCCAGAUCCAAAACAAGAGCAACAAAUUUACACAACAUCAAAGCUGCGCAGUAUUGCAAGACAACUACCAUGCACAUCAUCCGUGCCGCGUUGUGUGCCGUUCGUAUAUUCGUUUAUUCGCAGUUCAUCUUACAACUGGUCCUGUAUAUUAUCUUCAUUGAGCACUGCUAAUCAACCAAAUGGUUCCGUUGUUAUCGAUAGAUUCUUUAAUUGUUUGCUACAUUUUUACAAUCAAAACUAUGAUGUAGGCUACCAGUGGUAUCUGAAAAAUUUAUCAUAA
Didymodactylos carnosus is the source of this 1632-nucleotide messenger RNA. The record is from the annotation of a GenBank genome assembly. Lineage: Eukaryota; Metazoa; Rotifera; Eurotatoria; Philodinida; Philodinidae.